Molecule: messenger RNA, 414 nt
Organism: Didymosphaeria variabile
Lineage: Eukaryota; Fungi; Ascomycota; Dothideomycetes; Pleosporales; Didymosphaeriaceae
Exons: 2
Coding region: 1-414 (137 amino acids)
Biological process (GO): transmembrane transport; carbohydrate transport
Cellular component (GO): membrane
Molecular function (GO): carbohydrate:proton symporter activity
Source: RefSeq, a predicted model, not a curated record
AUGGUGCUCCUCAUAUCCGCCACGGCAGACUUCUCCAUCGGCCCAAUCGUGUAUACCAUUGUUUCAGAAAUACCCUCUACCCGUCUUCGCGCGAAGUCCAUCAUCCUGUCACGCAAUGUGUACAACGCGAUCAACGUCGCUUUCGUGAACAUUGUCUCCUUUCGCCAACUCAGUCCCCUGGCCUGGGAUUGGGGUGCGAAAGCGGCAUUCUUCUGGGCUGGCACGAAUUUGCUGUUCAAUGCUUGGAUUUGGUUUCGCAUGCCUGAAACAAAAGGGAGGACAUACGCAGAGCUGGACAUUCUUUUUACCAAUGAGGUCCCGGCGAGGAGGUUCGCGAAGACAAAGAUCGAGACGUUGGGAGAGGGAACCGAGGAGGUACAGAAGGAACAGGCAGAGCGUAUCGCGGACGCAUGA